AUGAGGGUGAGGGCGAGGAGGAAGGUCGCCACCAACACCCAACAGACCCAGCAGCGCUCGAGGCUUUCCUGGUUGAAGACCUUGGUUCGGCCUAAUUUCUAUCGACUCCAUCUUGCCUACUUCGUCGUUGCCAUUCUGGUCUCGUCGGCGAUCCUCUGGGGUUCUAACACCUCAGGCUUUCGGCUCAGGUAUAUAGACGCCUUGUUCCUGUGCUGCUCGGCCAUGUGCAGUGUCGGUCUCACCACGGUCAACCUUGGUUCGUUGAAUGGUUUUCAACAGUCCGUCUUAUUGGUGAACAUGUUGAUGGGAGAUCUGAGCCUGGUCAGCACUUCCGUCGUCGUUGUGCGUCGCUACUUCUUCGGGAAAUAUAUCAGAGAAUUCCUCCAACAUUCACAGGCCGCACAGAGGAUCGCCAGUGAUAUUGAGGCUGAUGGAUGUCCUUCCACUGGUUCGGAUCACCUAGCUAUACAACCAGCUCGCCAGAGACAGCGCAUAAACCCUCCUGUUGAACAAGAGAAUGCCACCACUCCGACGCGAUCUCCAUCUCGCAGACGCCAGCAUUAUAUUCGAGGCUAUGGUGGCUUUCCCGCGCCGUGGGACUACGCCGGUCGUCUGGUAAGGUGGACAUAUGAGGGGUUUGGAACCCAAAAAAAGCCAGAUCAUUCAUACCUCUCCUUUGAACCCGAGUUGGACCAUAGGGGACGAUUUCGUGCCUUGACCAGCGAGCAAGAACGGGAACUAGGCGGAGUUGAGUACCGCGCUCUGAGACUUCUGACUUGGCUGUUGCCGGCCUAUGCCGUCUUUUGGCUGUCUUUCAUCAUAGUGGUGAUGACGCCCUAUGUCUGCAAUACCAACGCUGGAAAUGUGAUCAGGGAGGCUCAACCAGGCAAUUUGAGCCCGGCAUGGUGGUCUGUGUUUGUCAGCGUCUCGGCCUACACCAACAGCGGUCUGAGUCUCUUGAACGCGAACAUGAUUCCGCUGGGGAACAACUAUAUUAUCCUGAUCUUUACCGGCAUGGUCAUCUUUACGGGGAACACUUUCUAUCCAAUCCUCCUCCGUCUGACCAUCUGGCUCCUUUCCAAAAUCGUCCCGCGAAAUUCGGAAACACACCACUCACUCCAGUUCCUUCUGCACCACCCGCGCCGCUGUUACCUUUUCCUUUUUCCGGCCAGGAACACAUAUGGCUUACUGUGUAUCCAGGUUGCCAUUAACCUCAUAGCUUGGGUUAUGUUCAUCGUCCUCAACAUCAACUAUACACCUGUCGACCCGCUGAUCCCCAGUGGGCUCCGCGUGUUUCAGGGACUGUAUCAAUCAGUGGGGUUGCGCUCUUCAGGCUUCUACAUCAUCCUCAUCUCCGACGUUGCUCCAGCUCUUCAAUUCUUGUACGUGAUUAUCAUGUACAUUUCUGUCUUUCCGAUCCUCCUGUCCGUGCGCCAGACCAAUAUUUAUGAGGAGCGAUCUCUCGGUCAAGACGACAGCUCGAAAACGCAGGCUACUCUCCAGAAUGUCGACAAGCCGCAAACAGUCAAAUCUGCGCUGGGCCAGCAUCUUCGACGGCAGCUGGUCUAUGAUAUCUGGUGGAUUCUAGCUUGCGUCUGGCUUGUUUCAAUCAUCGAGCGUGAUAAGUUGGCUCCCUCACCUCCCGCCUCCACCACGCCACCAGAACCCGAGUCGCUACCUUCCCCGCAUCCAGCCUUUAGACCCGGCCUCUUUGACAUCAUCUUCGAAACGGUAUCUGCCUAUGGCACCGUCGGACUCUCACUGGGCGUGCCCUACGAAAACUACAGUUUCUGUGGCACAUGGCAAUCCUUGUCCAAGCUGAUCCUCAUGACAGUCAUGCUGAGGGGUCGCCACAGGAUAUUGCCAAUGGCAAUUGACCGUGCUAUCUUGUUACCCGGACAAGAUAUCAUGGAAGAAAUGGACCGAAGGGUGAGGGUGAAUGAGGAAGACGAGGCACGAUGGCAAAGAGACGAGCAGGAGGUGAGAGAAGAGGAGCAAGGAGGAGACAUCGAGGAUGAGUUGGAUGCGGGUAGCGACGGCGGUGUGCCUGCCCCUUGA
Molecule: messenger RNA, 2058 nt
Organism: Cladophialophora bantiana CBS 173.52
Lineage: Eukaryota; Fungi; Ascomycota; Eurotiomycetes; Chaetothyriales; Herpotrichiellaceae
Exons: 1
Coding region: 1-2058 (685 amino acids)
Biological process (GO): potassium ion import across plasma membrane; intracellular potassium ion homeostasis
Cellular component (GO): plasma membrane
Molecular function (GO): high-affinity potassium ion transmembrane transporter activity
Source: RefSeq, a predicted model, not a curated record